AUGACAAACUACGACGAGAUUGCCCAGGCUGACGCCGAUGACGAAUGCAGGACUUGGGUCCGUAGGCUCAUCGAUGCGAGAGAUGAAGUCGUAGCGUUCGUCGAUGCUCGUUUGGACGGCAAGGGGGCCGGCGAAUAUUUGGGUUUUCUCAAGGGGUCCUUCAACAUCAGCUUCCAUGUCGGAUUUGGACGGCAGCAGCCAAGCGCCCUCAUUCGCUUUGCCAAGCCAGGCCAUACUUUCUCGCCCUGGAGGAGCGAAAAAGUGAUGAACGAAGUCAACGCCAUUGCCUACCUCCGACAGCAUACCACGAUCCCUUUGCCUAACAUCCGUUGCUGGGGCUUGGCGGAGGAGAGCCCGCAGCAGUUGGGCCCCUUCAUCAUCAUGGACUUCAUCGAGGGGACCCGGCUGUCGACCUUCCUUAGGGAACCGACCGAGGACGAUGAUGCAGACAUGAUUCUCAACCCCGCCAUUGAUGAAGCCGUGCUUGACGUCAUCUACGAUCAGCUGGCAGAUUACCUCCUGCAAAUCUCUCGACUUGACUUUCCUCUCAUCGGCGCCAUCUCCAAGGACUCUUCAGGUGCCUGGGCCAUCACCAAGAGACCUCUGACGUUCGACAUGAACGAGCUGGUGACGGGAACAGGGUACCCGGUGGACAAACUUUCCGACGCACCGUUCAAGUCUUCGGCCGACUUCUUCCACUCCAUUGCCCGCCAGCGCCUGCUCCACCUUGCCACGCAGCGAAACCUCGCAGACGAUGAGGCCGAUGUUCGCAGGCGAUUUGUCGCCCGAAGCCGCUUUGAACGUCUCAUCCCAAAAUACUGCAUGGAAGACGACGACGGUCGGUGUCAAGGAGACAAGGUGUUCAAAGUGUUUUGCGACGAUAUGCAGCCUGCGAAUAUGCUCAUUGACCCGAAGUCGCUUCGAAUUACUGCCGUACUCGAUUUCGAGUUCACCAACAGCAUGCCCGCCCAGUUUGUCUAUGACCCGCCCUGGUGGCUACUUUUGAGGGGACCGGAUCUAUGGCUUGAUCACGACAAAAUAGAUGAGUUCCUGGCAAGUUAUGUCCCAAAGAUGGACAAGUUUCUACGCGCCCUAGAGCGAGUGGAACUAAAAUCAGCCGCGGCCGGGGACGGAAGCAUGGAGGGGCAGGCACGUCUCUCUGCUCGGAUGCGACAGUCGUGGAAUAGCGGCCGCUUCUGGUUUAACUAUGCUGCAAGGACAUGCCUCGACAUGGACGAUAUAUAUUGGCAUGCCCUUGAUCACCAGUUAGAUGGCGAUCGCCUUACUAUACUGGACGAAGCGGAGAGGGCAGAGCUCGAAGGGUUGGUCAAGAAGAAGAUGGAACAGCGGAACUCGUAUUCGGAGGACUGGGCUGCUCGGUUCGCGGAUGAGGAGUCUGAAUGA
This is a messenger RNA of Drechmeria coniospora, 1404 nucleotides long. RefSeq names its product Protein kinase-like domain protein. The record is from RefSeq and is a predicted model, not a curated record. Lineage: Eukaryota; Fungi; Ascomycota; Sordariomycetes; Hypocreales; Ophiocordycipitaceae. Bases 1 to 1404 code for a protein of 467 amino acids. The transcript has a single exon.